GACGAUACCAGUGCUUCACUCUGAAGACUUCCUGCUGUGUCUGUCUGUAGCGUGUAAUAAGACAACAUUCAACUUUGAGUCACUUUCGACACUCUUCUUCGGCUCUGAUGCAUUUUCAGCACUUGGCAUGUAGAUGGACUUAUAAUCUGACCACUCUCAGAUCCGAUUGGAAGAGUUUCCCAGUCCGGGGAAUAAGAAAGAGAAGAUGAUUUCAAGAGUGAAGGCGCUCUUCUUGCUGGCGUUUGUGACCGGCAUCUUUGUCUUCAUGAGAGGAUUCAUGAUGCAACUGCCCCAACUGCAGGACGAAAGUCCGUCGGUCGAAAGCUGCCACUGUGAGAAAUGUUUUCCAGAAGAUGAUCAGUGGUUUGUGAAGCGUUUCGACAGAUCUGUGGAACCAUUUCUGUCGACAAAUUACAAUCUUCCGGUGGAGGCUUUCAACUGGUGGAGGGGCUUACAGUAUGAAAAACGCAACUAUGAUGUCUACAAUAAAACAGUGGAAAGACUGUUUCAGAUAUUCCCACCAAGUCCGGAUGUUUUAAAACCCAGCCGUGACCACUGCAGGAGCUGUGCUGUGGUGGGGAAUUCUGGCAAUUUGAAAGGAUCGCAUUAUGGACGUCUGAUAGAUGCCCAUGAUAUCAUCAUAAGAAUGAACACUGGAAAAACCCAAGGCUAUGAAGCAGAUGUUGGGUCCAGAACAACUCAUCGUAUCAUGUAUCCAGAGAGUGCCAUGGACCUGAACAACAGCACUCAUCUUGUGCUGUUUCCAUUCAAGAUACAGGAUAUUGAGUGGCUCAACAAGGCUUUCACCACAGGAUUUUAUGGAUCCUCCUAUCAGCCAGUAAAAACAAAGAUCAAAGCAAACAAGGAUUUGGUGAUGGUUGUCAAUCCGGCCUUUAUGAAGUACGUUCAUCAAGCAUGGCUGAAUAAGAAAGGCAGGUAUUCUUCCACUGGAUUUAUGGCUCUGGUCCUUGCCCUGCAUAUUUGUGAUGAGGUUCAUGUGUUUGGUUUUGGAGCGGACAAAGAUGGAAACUGGAGUCAUUACUGGGAACAACUCAAUAACAAAAGGUUAAGAACUGGAGUACAUCCUGGAAGUCAAGAGUAUGAAGCUAUACUGAGGCUAGCCAGGCUCCUUAUAAUCAAGUUUUAUAAAGGGUGGUGAUAUUUUGUGUCAACAAAUUUAAUUUGUUUAUAUUUAUUCAUUAUAAUUUUGAUGAUACCGAUUGACACAACUAAACAGUUCUAAAUGCAAACAAGUGGUUUAGAACAUCACAAAUGUGGACAACACACAUACAGAUAGCAACAUAAAGUAAAUACAAAUCAUUACCUCUGUACAUCUGCAUUCUCCCUAUCACCAUGAGGGGACAGUGUGCUGGAAAUUUCUGUUAACGAUGCAAAAGAAAGGAUCAUGAGUCAAUCAAUGUCUUUGUUUAGUUUAAUUCUUCUUGCAAGUAGAAGGAACAAAGCUUCAGAGUGUCAAUACAGUCUGAAGGAAAGCUCGAAGUAAUCACAAUAUGCUUGGGUUUAUAUGCACAUGCUUCACAGAAAAACCUUCAUGCCUAUUAUAAUGCUUACUGCAGAAUGCCACUGUUACUACAUUAUUUGAAUUGGCCUAAAACCCCCUUUAAUGUGAAUUAAAAAUCUGUGCCAUUUUUCUUCUUUUUGGAUGUGUCAUAGAAAGUAAGGCUGGCUUACAUGACCAAAAAAUGUAUACUCACUCUCUAUUUGUAUUUUCUACAUACUGGCUUUUUUUCAGCUUUUAGACAUGUGAGAUUCAGGGGUGGGCGUGUGUGUGUGGGGGGAGGGGGUGUCUUGCUGUAAGGUGACAGAAUUUACCACUGUGCAGCCCUGUAUCACAAACAGACUGAGAUAUUGUGAAAAAGGAAACAGCUGCUCAGCAACAUGCACUAAUAUGUCUUUGACACUGAUGCAAACAUUUUUUUUUAAGAUAAUGUUUCGUCAAUGUUGCCUUUAUUUUAAAAUCUGUGGGUGAUUGCAUAACAAAGUGCCCAACUCUAAUGUCUAUAUUGAAUGGCCUGCAGGUUGACUCCAAGAUAUGAUUUAUAAUAAAAGAAUACAUUUAAGGCUUGUCUUUGUUUUACAGCUCUACACAUUUCAAUUAUGGCAAAUCCUAAGCUUUUCCAUGUGGUGAUUUUGGGGUUAAAAGUGUCUUGGUUACCUUUCCCUUUAAA
This is a messenger RNA of Labrus mixtus (cuckoo wrasse), 2189 nucleotides long. Its product is annotated as CMP-N-acetylneuraminate-beta-galactosamide-alpha-2,3-sialyltransferase 1-like. The transcript has 7 exons. Lineage: Eukaryota; Metazoa; Chordata; Actinopteri; Labriformes; Labridae. The record is from RefSeq and is a predicted model, not a curated record. Gene Ontology annotation, molecular function: beta-galactoside (CMP) alpha-2,3-sialyltransferase activity. The coding region runs from base 206 to 1159 and encodes 317 amino acids.